This is a messenger RNA of Naegleria gruberi, 627 nucleotides long. RefSeq lists its product as uncharacterized. The record is from RefSeq and is a predicted model, not a curated record. The transcript has a single exon. NCBI's taxonomy places the organism in Eukaryota, Heterolobosea, Eutetramitea, Acrasida, Naegleriidae. Gene Ontology annotation, molecular function: GTP binding; GTPase activity. The coding region runs from base 1 to 627 and encodes 208 amino acids.
AUGAAUGAUAUGAAUAAUGAAAAUGUAUUAUUUAAUAAGAUAUUAAUUAUUGGAAUGAAGGGUGUUGGAAAAACCAAAUGCAUAUUAAAUUACGUCUAUUCUAAUGCUUUCCCAUAUAAUCACGAAAUUGCAAUUGAGGAUAGCUAUAGGAAAAUGUCACAUUACAUUGAAAAGUUUCCAGUGAUUGUAGAAUUAUUCGAGUUAAUUGAAAUCAAUCCAAUUAGUGAUUACAAUUUGAAAUACGUUAACGAGUCUAACAUUGUUAUUGUAAUGUGUGAAUUAUAUUCUGAAGAAUCAGUUCAGUAUUUGGAGAGUACUUUAUUUCCAGCUAUGGAGGAUAAAAUAGCAAACCUUCCAACUUUAAUUGUAAUUAAUGAUAAGCUCAAUAAGGAAAAUCAUACAAAAAAACGAAUUAAGAAACAAAAUAUCAAAUCAAUUCUAGAAAAGUUUAAAAUUCAUAAUUAUUCAUUCAUAGAUAUAAGUACAAGUAAUUAUUCAACGAUUGUAAAUUUAUUUUCUCAUUGUACUACUAUUUUUGCUUUUACAUUCCAACAAAAUAUUGAACUUGUAGAAGUAAUUUUAAAAAAGGAUAAGAAAUUACUCUCCAAAAAUUGUGUAAUCAAUUAA